Heterocephalus glaber (naked mole-rat) is the source of this 1507-nucleotide messenger RNA. RefSeq names its product olfactory receptor 7E178-like. Gene Ontology annotation, molecular function: G protein-coupled receptor activity; olfactory receptor activity. Gene Ontology annotation, biological process: G protein-coupled receptor signaling pathway. The record is from RefSeq and is a predicted model, not a curated record. Gene Ontology annotation, cellular component: membrane. NCBI's taxonomy places the organism in Eukaryota, Metazoa, Chordata, Mammalia, Rodentia, Bathyergidae.
AUGUGGGUAUAUUUUGCUUCCCAGUGCUUGAAUUUAAAAGAGAGAGAGGCUUGUGUGCUAUUUACUAAUUUUGUUUUUCCAGUGAAUUUUUUGAAAUGGUGUUCAAACACCAUGGAAACACAUAAUCUAACAUACAUCUUUGAAUUCUACCUCACUGGUUUCUCAGAGGACACAGACAUGCAGCCCAUCCUCUUUGGACUGUUCCUGUCCAUGUACCUGGUAACAGUGCUUGGGAACCUGAUCAUCAUUCUAGCUGUCAUCUCUGACUCUCACCUCCACACACCCAUGUACUUCUUCCUCUGUAACCUGUCCUUGGCUGACAUCUGUUUCACCUCCACCACGGUCCCAAAGAUGAUUGUGGACAUCCUAACUCACAGGAGGGUCAUUUCCUAUGUGGGCUGCCUGACACAGAUGUCUUUUGUUUCAAUGUUUGGAUGUAUGGAUGACGUGCUUCUGACUGUAAUGGCCUAUGACUGGUUUCUGGCCAUCUGCCACCCUCUGCACUAUGCAGUCAUUAUGAAUCCUCGCCUCUGUGUCUUAUUACUUUUGGUGUGUGUCUCUAUUAGCUUUUUUGACUCCCAGCUGCAAAAUCUAACUGUGUUGCAAUUUACUUGCUUCAAGGAUGUGAAAAUUGCUAAUUUCUUCUGCCAUCCUACUCAACUCUUUAACCUUUCAUGUUCUGAUACCUUCAUAAAAACCUUUGUCACAUAUUUGGUUGGUACCAUGUUAGGCUUUUUUCCAGUGUUAGGGAUCAUUUUUUCUUACUGUAAAAUUGUUUCCUCCAUUCUAAAAAUACGAUCAUCGGGUGGGAGGUACAAAGCCUUCUCUACCUGUAGUUCACACCUGUCAGUUGUUUGCUUAUUUUAUGGAACUGGUAUUGGAAUGUACCUUGGUUCAUUUGUGUCAUAUUCUCCCUGGAAAGGCAUGGUGGCCUCAUUGAUGUACACUGUGGUCACCCCUAUGCUGAAUCCCUUCAUCUACAGCCUGAGGAAUAGGGACAUUACUAGCACCCUGAAGAGGCUCCAUUGUUGAAGAGUCUAAUCUCAUGUUGUUUGGCAUCCAUUUGCAAUGUUGUUUUUGAAAAUGUAAUGAAAUUGAAUAUCUCUUACUCAUCUGUGAACACUGUCUUAUUUCUCAUAUGAUCUUAUAAGACUGAUGUAUUCAGUAUUAUUUCCUGACUAAUAUGAGAAUCAUGGCAGAUUGGGGGUUGGUGGAAUUUACGUUCUAUUCAUGCUGCCAAAAAAUUUCAGUUGUGAAGAUGAAAGAUGGGUAACGUUUUUGGUUGUACAAAAAUGAUAAUGCAAUUAAUAUUACUAAACUGUGGUUAAACUGCUAAAAUUACAUUUAAUUAUGUAUGUCUUACUACAAUAAACAAUGGAAACAAAAAUUUGAGGGUUUUUCUAGACAGUGUCUGGCUAUAUAUUUCAGGCUGGCUUUGAAGUCACAAGGGAUCCCAGGAUUGCCAUUAGAUCAAAGUGAUUCCCCUGCCCACUCCUUAAUGCUAAGA